AUUGAUAUGUGGCGAUGUUAACGGAAAAUUCAAGACAGUUUUCGCUAGAGUGGAAAGUAUCAACAAAAAGAAUGGGCCGUUCAGCUACCUGUUAUGCGUAGGAAAUUUUUUCGGAAACAAUGCCAAAGAUUGGGAGCCCUACGCCAAUGGAUCUACAGAAGUACCGGUUCCAACAUAUAUUCUUGGUCCGAAUAAUGAAAAACAUGUUGGUUUCUAUGCUAAUGCAGAUCGUGGUCAGCUAGCACCAAGCGUUGUUUAUCUUGGCAAAAGAGGAGUGCUGAAUACAAUAUCUGGAAUGAGAAUUGCCUAUGUGAGUGGAGUUGAAGGUGAUAAGAAGGAAUACACGUUUACUAAGGAAGAUAUUAUCCAAGUGCGAGACUCCUGUAUCAAAGGCCAGCCUUCUUAUCGCGGUGUUGACUUCCUGCUGACAUCUCCCUGGCCAAGUGGUAUUUGCAAUUUGGAUGAAAAAGCGGUGAAGAAUCCACCUGCAGGAUCAUCACUCCUCCCUGGUUGGCUGUUCAGAUCAAGCCAAGGUAUCACAUAUGUGGCUUGGAGGGGCUCUAUUACGAACGGUCUCCUUACAAGAAUUAUUGAUUAUUAUAAUUGGGGAUUCUUCCGUUUUCCAUUCUCUCCACUGUUGUCGAUUCUCGUUAACUCGUUGAGGAACCUAGAUGAAGGGCACGGCAUUCACUGCACGAGGUUUGUGGCGUUGGCCGGCGUGGGAAACGCUGAGAAACGGAAGUACAUGCUGGCUCUGAGUGUGACUCCAAUCGACGUGAUGAACGUGAUCGAAUUGCAGCAGCAGACCACUGACCAGACAGAGCUGCCGUACGCAGGCGCCGCCCUGUCAUCGAGGUGUGGUGGAGGGGGAACCGACGAUGCGCAUGCUCAGUUCUUCUACGACAUGUCGACCUCGGAUGGGGGUGGGGCUAGUGGACGCAAGAGGCGCCAUGAUGGAUCUGACAAGAGGCAGCGGCCCACCUUCGAUCAAGACAAAUGUUGGUUCUGUCUUGCUAGUCCAGAAGUGGAAAAGCAUCUGGUGAUAAGCAUUGGAACUGAGGUAUAUUUGGCAUUAGCCAAGGGAGGACUUGUGCCUGACCACCUGCUAAUAUUGCCAGUGGCGCAUCACCAGUCUACAUCCAGUGUACCAUCUACUGUGUCUGAAGAGAUCAAACAAUUCAAAUCAGCGUUGAAGAAGUAUUUCAAAAGUAAGAGAAAAGCUGUUGUAUUCUUUGAAAGAAACUACAAAACAUCUCACUUGCAAAUACAAGUUGUGCCAGUUCCAAUUGGCGCAACAGAAAUAUUGAAGGCGGAAUUUGAGGCUGGCGCUGAAAUGGAAAAUUUCAAUUUGGACGAGUUGCCAGAACAGACUGAUCUGCAGCAGAUAGCCCCUCCUGGCACGCCCUACUUUUUUGUAGAACUGCCUUCGGGUGAGAAACUAUUCCAUAGAGUGCGAAAAAACUUCCCUCUUCAGUUUGGAAGAGAUGUUCUGGCCAGUGAACCAGUCCUGAACAUGGAAGAGAGAGCCGAUUGGAGAGAAUGCAAACUUACGAAAGAAGAAGAAGUUGAAAUAUGCCAGAAAUUCAGAAAAGAUUAUCAGCCUUUCGACUUCACAUUGUAAACAAAUAUCUUGUAUGCUCUCUUUUGGUAAUGUAUCACUUCAUUUCUGUAUAAAUACAAUACAUAUUUUAUAUUUGA
Nilaparvata lugens (brown planthopper) is the source of this 1698-nucleotide messenger RNA. Its product is annotated as CWF19-like protein 1. Gene Ontology annotation, biological process: mRNA splicing, via spliceosome. Gene Ontology annotation, cellular component: post-mRNA release spliceosomal complex. The annotation marks the transcript as partial. Gene Ontology annotation, molecular function: RNA lariat debranching enzyme activator activity. Lineage: Eukaryota; Metazoa; Arthropoda; Insecta; Hemiptera; Delphacidae. The record is from RefSeq and is a predicted model, not a curated record. The transcript is spliced from 11 exons.